AUGGAGGCCUUGAAGGGACAGACCGCUUUUAUCACUGGAGCCUCUAUGGGCAUUGGUGAAGCCAUUGCGUUGGCUCUGGCUGAGCAUGGAGUGAACGUUGCUCUGGUAUCUCGAAGCAAGGAUAAGCUUGAAGCAGUGCGAAACAACAUCACAUCCAAAUUCCCCGAGAUCAAGGUCGGAGUCUACCCUGUUGACAUCCAGAACCAACUAGACAUUGAGAAGGCAGUCAAGUCGGCCAUAUCUGAGCUUGGUCAGAUUGACAUCCUCAUUAACAAUGUUAUUCAAGCCGGGCUUGCACUUGGCGCGCCGGGGCGCUUUUGGGAAAUUCCCAUCGAUCAAGUCGCCCAGAUGUCGAACACCAAUAUCAACGGCGUCAUGUUCACCACCCACGCCGUCCUCAACCACUCGAUGUGGGAACGAAAGACAGGAGCCAUCAUAAACGUCUCAUCCGUCACAGGUCUCGAGUGUCCACCCUUUAACGGCGAAGCAGUAUAUCACGCAUCAAAAGCCUUCUUGGAGGGCUUCUCUAACAGUCUACGAAUGGAAACUGCUGGAUCAGAUAUUAGGGUUUUAGUUCUUCGGCCAGGUGCUGUCCAGACACAUUUUCAUCUUCAACGUGUUCAGUACGAUCAGAGUGCUAUGGAUGACUUUGUUGAGGGAUAUGAGCCGCUGGUUGCAGAAGAUUUAGCACAGUCGGUAUUAUACAUGCUGAGCUUACCGCCUCGGAUUUCUAUCAAGGCUUUCGAUUGUGUUCCUACGGCGCAGAGGGCUUUGACAAACUUUGAUCGGGAGUGGAACUCACGUCGUGAAUAG
Messenger RNA from Fusarium subglutinans, 813 nucleotides. Its product is annotated as ketoreductase. The record is from RefSeq and is a predicted model, not a curated record. Gene Ontology annotation, molecular function: oxidoreductase activity. The coding region runs from base 1 to 813 and encodes 270 amino acids. The transcript has 4 exons. Lineage: Eukaryota; Fungi; Ascomycota; Sordariomycetes; Hypocreales; Nectriaceae. Gene Ontology annotation, cellular component: cytosol.